Delphinapterus leucas (beluga whale) is the source of this 4638-nucleotide messenger RNA. The record is from RefSeq and is a predicted model, not a curated record. Lineage: Eukaryota; Metazoa; Chordata; Mammalia; Artiodactyla; Monodontidae.
UCCCGGACCGGGGCACGAACCUGUGUCCCCUGCAUCGGCAGGCGGACUCUCAACCUCUGCGCCACCAGGGAAGCCCUUCUUGACAAUUUUUUAAGGGUCUAUGAUGUGUCAGGUGUCCCUCCAGGAACAUGUAGUAAGCCAGACAGGCGUGGUAGAGCUCUGAAAAGGAGCACAGACAGUAAAUGAUAAAGAGGACAAUUUAGACAGUGCUAAGUGAUAUACAAAGUGAGAGGGAGAGUUGAGGUACAGAGUUGGAUUGGAACCACGGGAGAUGAAGAGGUAACAUUUGGGCUAAACCUGAACGGUGAUAAGGGGUUGAGCAGGUGAAUGAAGAUCUGAAGAAAAACAUUCCAGGCAGAGGGAACAGCUUGUGCAAAUCAUCUGGGGUGGGAUAUGGUCAGAUCUUGAAUGCUGCAUUUCCCCUUUUUUGUUUUUCUCCAUCUCUGUGUUUACCUGUUUUAUAUGGACUUUUAUAAUACCUUCCCUCCCAUGAGAUCUAUCUGAUUUUAUGGAUCUGGAGGAAGACAACCAGCUUGAAGAGGUCUGGACCUACGUGGCUUCUUCAAGUCCUGAGCCUCUGGGAGCCCAAGGUCUUCUCUCAGAGGCCACUGCACUCUUUCCAGCAGAAGAGGAAAACAUUGCUUCAUGGGAAGGAAAAGGACAAAAGGAUGGGGACAGUUCAAGGCCCCAGAACAGAUGCAGCUGAACCCAGGGUCAAGGAGAGGAGAUGCACAGGCGUGUGGAACCCAAAACUCAGGAAAGCAGACAUAUCAUUUUCUUCCAACAAAUCAACUCACUCCCUGUUCCCUCCAAUGUGAAGCAGCUGCAGCACCCUGGCCCUGCCCAGGUGUCUGUGUAAGAGACUUUCCUUCAGGUAAAUUCUACUCCGACUUGUACCAACUUGUUUUUGACUGACAGUGCACAGCGAGAGCGUUUUCUCCAUUCUGAGAGAACCUGAAGACCUAGGCUUCCCAAGGCGACCUGCGUGGAGGACUCAUCUCCUCGCCUUUUCAUAACCUCGCAUCUAACCAGGCGCCUGCAUUCACCAGUCCUCGCAGAGACGCGGGGCAGCCCACUGACUUCCUUCCUGACUCUGCUUCAGAGUCCAGGGAUGUUUGCGGAGAGUAUUUGCCUGGUGGACGCAUCAGAAUCUUAGGACCAGCACAGGAGUCUGCAGAAUGAACCGUAAGCAUGCUAGAGCUGCUGAUGACAAGCUCCUGGGAAGGCUUGUUUAAGGCAUAUAAAGCUCCCUAGUCAUGCCUUUCAGCCUUUACUCUGUAAGGAAUUCAGCUACCGUCUUCUCCCCUGCAACCAUUCAAGCACUUCACGCCAGAGUAAAUCAGUUCAGAGGAGGUAAUAUUCAACCUGCCCUUUGAAGAACAGGUGGAAUUUGACGGAGAAGGAAACAGCAGGACAAGCACCCUCAGGAAGGAGCAGCUGCUGGUCAUGGAGCCAUGAACACAUUGAGCAGUCGGGAAAAGGAAGUAGAAGAAUCCUAUGGUAGCCAGGUGGGCGAAGGGGAGCAAGGACGAUACACCUGCUUUGAAGAAGCCGCCAUUUGACCUGCCGAGUGAGUGACCAGGUGGUCCCAAGGCCUGACCAUGGAACGGAUUAACAUCAGUAUGGCCAGUGCUACCCUGGUGAAGCACACAGCUGGAGCUGGCCUCAAGGCCAGCAGACCCCGAGUCAUGUCCAAGAGUGGGCACAGCAAUGUGAGAAUCGACAAAGUGGAUGGCAUAUACUUGCUCUACCUCCAAGACUUGUGGACCACCGUCAUCGACAUGAAGUGGAGAUACAAGCUCACCCUGUUUGCUGCCACGUUCGUGAUGACGUGGUUCCUUUUUGGUGUGAUCUACUAUGCCAUUGCCUUCAUUCAUGGGGACUUAGAACCCAGGGAGCACACUUCAAAUCACACCCCCUGCAUCAUGAAGGUGGACUCGCUCACGGGGGCAUUUCUCUUUUCCCUGGAAUCCCAGACAACCAUCGGCUAUGGAGUCCGUUCCAUCACGGAGGAAUGCCCUCAUGCCAUCUUCCUCUUGGUGGCUCAGCUGGUCAUCACCACCUUGAUUGAGAUCUUCAUCACGGGCACCUUCCUGGCCAAAAUUGCGAGACCCAAAAAGCGGGCAGAGACCAUCAAGUUCAGCCACUGUGCUGUCAUCACCAAGCAGAACGGGAAGCUGUGCUUGGUGAUCCAGGUGGCCAACAUGAGGAAGAGUCUCCUGAUUCAGUGCCAGCUCUCGGGAAAGCUCCUCCAGACCCAUGUCACCAAGGAGGGGGAGCGAAUCCUCCUCAACCAGGCCACCGUCAAAUUCCAUGUGGACUCCUCUUCCGAGAGCCCUUUCCUCAUCUUGCCCAUGACAUUCUACCACGUGCUGGAUGAGACGAGCCCCCUGAGAGAUCUCACCCCCCAAAACCUUAAGCAGAAGGAGUUUGAGCUGGUGGUCCUCCUGAACGCCACGGUGGAGUCCACCAGCGCUGUCUGCCAGAGCCGCACCUCUUACAUCCCAGAGGAGAUCUACUGGGGUUUUGAGUUUGUGCCUGUGGUUUCUCUCUCAAAAACCGGCAAGUACGUGGCUGAUUUCAGUCAGUUUGAACAGAUCCGGAAGAGCCCAGAUUGCACCUUUUACUGCACGGAUUCUGAGAAGCAGAAACUUGAGGAGAAGUACAGGCAGGAAGAUCAGAGGGAAAGAGAGCUGAGAACACUUUUGUUGCAACAGAGCAACGUCUGACGGCAGUGGUGUUGCCUCGACUUAACUCUGAGCUGCUUCCACAUCUGAGCUCCCUUCAAACCCAGAGGUCACCGGGAAAACAAAAACGUGUGGACGCACUCUGAAAAACUGCACAGAUAUACAGACCUGGUCCUUUGAUCUGGUGUCUAAACAAGCAUUCCACAUCUGGGAGGGUUCCCUUUUUAAAUGCUUUGUGUGAACCAAACUCCCCAAAUUCAAAUUUUCUAAAAGGGGGCUGCAUUUCAAAGAACUUGGUGGAGGCUACUUGAAACAAUCUGGAUGGACAGAUAUUUCACAAUGCUGGUAUUGAAAGGAAAUGCAUUUCCAUACAAGGAUGUCAGCUAUAAUAAAAUGUAUUUAUUCAAUCCAAGUAUCAAAGAGGAGAUGGCCGAGAGCUGAAAUGUGGUUCAGUACCCACUUAUAUCAUUGCUCUAAAACACACUCAUUUUUUCAAGCAGAGAAAAAGGUAUUUAUAAUGAAGGCUAUCUGGUAAUACAUAAAAAGGGGCAAAGGGACUCUGAACUCACAAAAUAUGAUAAUUCUGUUUUUACCUUUUUCGGUGAAUGUAAUUGUACAGAGUGAAAUUGAUCAAAUCAGGAAUGCAUCGUUGUGAAUACAUGUACAGAUGGAGCUGAUGUGAUUGUUCACACUCAUUUGUUUUGGUUGGAAUGUACUAGCCCCUUUCUAUUCAAAAUGGGUUCACAGACCAGCAGUAUCAACAGCAUCCAGGAGCUUAUUAGUAAUUUCGCUCCAGCUGGACUUAGAGAAUCCGAGGCUGUAUCUUAACAGGACCCACAAGUCAUUCACGUAAAAAUGAAAGUUUUAAAACUUCACUCUGGACAAUGUUUUCAAAGUAACUUUCUGAAGCCAGGGGACUCUGUGGGUCCCACAUCCCCAGUUCUUUAUUAUGGACAAAUAUUCCUUUCAGUGAUUUCAUUCCUUAUUAAAAUACCUUGUCCACAAAGGAACUGCCACAGGUAUUUCAAGAACGGAAUAAGACCGUUGAGAAUAAUGGCUGUCUCUCUCAAGCUAAGUACAUGCUUGUUGAUUACAGUGAACACAAAAGAAACAUUCAGCUCCAUAACAAUCAGAAAUGUGCUCCUAUAUUGAAGUCCAGUCCGUGAGGUUGAAUGGGACUCCGAGGAACAAGUGGAGCUGAGGAUAAGGAAUUCAAACACAGACGAUUCCUUGAAGCAGGAACAAAAUUUGAUACUCUGAUAACAUGUAAAAGAUGCCCUCAGUAUUGAAACAAAUCUCAUACAACUCAGUGUUACACAGGAAACGUUUGGAUUUUGGCAGAAUUUAGAGCGUUUAUUUGGGGCAGAGAAUAAAUGGGCUAGGAUUGGCUAAAUGUGCAAAAGGUGAAUUCUCAUUUCAUUCAAACCAGGACAGAUUUGUACAUUCACUCAAGAAGAAUGUGACUUUGAGUGUGUAGACACGGCAUGGACGUACACACGAGCCCACAUAUAUGGAUACACUGACCAGACCUGCGAGCGCGCACACCACAUGCACGCACACACACAGAGGCAUGCUCGUCCUGGCUUUUCCAUCACAACUGUGGAAAUUAUCCAUGAAGACAUUUGUGAUUAAGAGAGCAAGUCCUGGGCAAGUGUGCUCAUGUAUAUUUUAUUCUAUAAGAAUGGGAACACUGGGGCAAGUAAUCUGGAUUCAGAUUAUCUGUGAAAUGGUGUCAUAUCAUGAUGUUCCCACAUUUCAAGUCUCCUUCCAUUAAACAGAAAAUGUGGCUAAAACCUCUGACCCAGAACUGAACCUUUAAUGCAGCUGUAAAAAUCAUGGGGUUGAAGCUGUAAAAGUUUAAAAUACAGGGCUUCCAUGGUGGCGCAGUGGUAAAGAACCCACCUGCCAAUACAGAGCACACGGGUUCGAGCCCUAGUCCGGGAAGAUCAUA